Molecule: messenger RNA, 1806 nt
Organism: Nothoprocta perdicaria
Lineage: Eukaryota; Metazoa; Chordata; Aves; Tinamiformes; Tinamidae
Gene: DUSP1
Product: dual specificity phosphatase 1
Exons: 4
Coding region: 82-1194 (370 amino acids)
Biological process (GO): negative regulation of p38MAPK cascade; endoderm formation; protein dephosphorylation
Cellular component (GO): cytoplasm; nucleus
Molecular function (GO): MAP kinase tyrosine/serine/threonine phosphatase activity; protein tyrosine/threonine phosphatase activity
Source: RefSeq, a predicted model, not a curated record
CCGGCACUGGAACCGUCCGACCCCGGCCUGGAGCCGCUGCCUCUUUCUCCCUCCUUCGCUCCGUGCCCUGGUGCCGCGGGCAUGGUGAACCUGCGGGCGAGCGCGCUGGAGUGCGAGGCGCUGCGGGGGCUGCUGCGGGAGCGCGCCGCGCAGUGCCUCGUCCUCGACUGCCGCUCCUUCUUCUCCUUCAACGCGUCGCACAUCGCGGGCUCCUGCAACGUGCGCCUCAGCACCAUCGUCCGCCGCCGCGCCAAGGGCGCCGUGGGGCUGGAGCACGUCGUGCCCAACGAGGAGCUGCGCGCCCGCCUGCGCCAGGGGCUCUUCCACACCGUGGUGCUGCUGGACGAGCGCAGCGCCGACCUGGAGCUGCCCAAGCGCGACAGCACCCUCGUGCUGGCCCUGGGCGCCCUGUGCCGCGACACGCGCGGCGUGCGCAUCUGCUUCCUCAAGGGKGGUUACGAAGCCUUCUCGUCCACCUGCGCCGAGUUCUGCACCAAGCCAGCCGCCCCGACGGGCCUGAGCCUGCCCCUGAGCGCGGCCGGCGCGCCCGGCAGUGCCGACUCGGGCUGCAGCUCCUGUGGCACCCCGCUCUACGACCAGGGGGGACCCGUGGAGAUCCUGCCCUUCCUCUACCUGGGCAGCGCCUACCAUGCGUCGCGCAAGGACAUGCUGGACGCCCUGGGCAUCACGGCGCUCAUCAACGUCUCUGCCAACUGCCCCAACCACUUUGAAGGGCACUACCAGUACAAAAGCAUCCCUGUGGAGGACAACCACAAGGCAGAUAUCAGCUCCUGGUUUAACGAGGCCAUAGAUUUCAUAGACGCAGUUAAAAACGAUGGUGGAAGGGUAUUUGUGCACUGCCAGGCUGGCAUUUCUCGGUCAGCGACCAUCUGCCUUGCUUAUCUCAUGAGGACCAACAGAGUUAAACUGGAUGAAGCCUUUGAGUUUGUGAAGCAAAGAAGAAGCAUCAUCUCCCCAAAUUUCAGCUUCAUGGGACAGCUGCUUCAGUUYGAGUCCCAGGUCCUUGCCCCAAACUGCUCAGCAGAAGCUGGCAGCCCUGCUAUGUCUGCUGUACUGGACAGAGGAGCAUCAACCACAACCGUCUUUAACUUUCCAGUCUCCAUCCCUGUUCACACAUCAUCCAGUGCUUUAAGCUACCUUCAGAGCCCCAUCACCACUUCCCCAAGCUGCUGAAAGGCUGGUGAAAAACAUGGUCAGAACUUGGACUCUUAUUGUCUGAAAGUGCAAUAACUAUGAGGACAGUGUCAUCCACAGCCACUUGCAUUUGUGGAGGUCCAUUCAUCUAUCCCAGAGCAUCGUUGUAAGCAGAGAGAAGCUCACUCGACUCCAGAGAACUAGUGUUAUUGUUGGUUUCUUUUUUUUUUUUUGCGGCUGAUGUUUUAAGCCAAUAUCUGGAUAUCUACGUAGAGGUCAAAGAACCUAGUUGUCUCUUCCUGAGCUGUUUCUCUAGUCUCCUGUCUGUUUUAAGCCUGCUCCCUGUCUAGUAGCAUAUGUACCAGUAUUCCCAUUCCUGGACACUUCAAGCAACAGUGAUGCUGUCCCCUACAUGACAGUCCUACUAUUUAUUUUUUACAUUAAUGUAUUGKUUUUUUGCCUUCACAAACCUUAAGUUUCAUUUCUAGAGAAACAAAAUACCUCAGUAUUUUUUGGUACUGUAAUCCUGUAUAUAUGUCAACUUUUCUUCCCCCCUCCCUGCCCCAAGCACUGACGUGAAAGCACCAGACGAGUGCUUUUUUGAGUUGCCAAGGGUUGUAUGUUUGAUUAUUUAUGAUGUGAAAUAAUAUA